AGUUAGCACAUUGUUCAUGCUACCCAUCAUUCCUUUCUCUUUCCUCUUCUUUCACUGCUCACACCAUUAUUCUAUUUUGUUGCAUCUGAGGGGGGUGAUGGUAUCAUUGUUGAUGACUUCAGUUUUGCCCCUUCUUCUAAGAACUACAAUUUUCCUUUUCUCAGAAUCUGUCUUUGAUGGACAAGGCAGCUGCUGAACUUCAACGUGAGGCAGCAGAUCCUGCUAUUCUUCUCCACCAUCAUCAGUGUUGUGCUGGAAAUGGGAUAGGUGACAGUACCUCCUUGAUUCCAGAGUCCAGAAGACCACACCUCUCCUCUCUGCAAAUACCAGCAAGGUCAGUGGAAAAUACAUUAUCCUCUUUCACAAAGACAGAUGGUUCUACAUUGAUAUCAAGUCCAGGUUCCAGUAGAGGACUUCCCCCAAGGCCAAAUUCAGCCAGAGUCAAGUCCACUAUGAAAAGUUUGCUCUCUGAGAGGAGCUUUAGGGCUAAGAAUGGUUCACAAGAUACUGAAAGGACGGUUCUUAUUGUUCCUGAUAACUUACCAUCAGAUUGUCCUCUGGCUAAGCCUUCAACAUCUAAGCCUUCUACUUCUAAGCCUUCAACUUCAAGGUCCCUUUCUCUUAACAAGAUUCUGUUCGCUUCAUCAUCCAAAGCCGCACAUUCAUUGCCAGUUACUCCAACUGCAAAUUCAGGUGCAGAGAUUGUACAAGGAAGACAUCCAGGGUGUGAUUCUGAUUUAAGUAAAAGGGAAGUAAAUCAGCACAUUACUCGAUCGGUUUCCGUUCCUGUUAAUAUCAAAGCCGCUAAUUUAAGACGUACAGAUUCUAGAAGGUUGGUUCGUGUAAUUUCGGCAAGAUCACUUCUAACAACUGCUGAAGGCAUCUCAACUCAGAAUGCUUCGGGAUCAGAGAUUGUUGUUGAAGAUACUUCUGAGGAUAUUCCAGAGGAAGAUGCAGUUUGUAGGAUUUGUUUGGUUGAGCUUGCAGAAGGAGGUAAUACUCUUAGGAUGGAGUGCAGUUGUAAAGGUGAGCUUGCACUUGCUCACCAAGACUGUGCAGUAAAGUGGUUUAGUAUCAAAGGAAACAAAACCUGUGAUGUCUGCAAGCAAGAAGUCCUUAACCUCCCCGUAACACUCUUGAAAAUUUCUAAUCCUCAAACUGUUGCUCCGCAGCCAAUGAAUGCAGCAGGACCACAGCAGAGAGAAGUGCCUUCUUAUAGGAUAUGGCAGGAUUUAUCAGUACUUAUCUUGGUCAGCAUGCUUGCAUACUUUUGUUUUCUUGAGGAACUACUGGUUUCAGAUAUGGGCACUCAUGCUCUUGCUAUUUCAUUGCCUUUCUCCUGUGUUUUAGGACUCCUUUCAUCUAUGAUUGCUUCAACCAUGGUGAACGGUAGUUACAUGUGGGCCUAUGCUUGCUUCCAGUUUGCAAUUGUCAUCCUGUUUGCUCAUGUGUUUUAUACCAUACUUAAUGUUAAUGCCAUUCUCUCAGUUCUUCUCUCCUCAUUCACUGGAUUUGGGAUUUCAAUCAGCUUGAAUACUCUGGUAACGGAAUAUGUUAGAUGGAGAAUGAGAAGACUGAUUCAAUCUUCUACCACACAGCAACUGCGUCGUGAUCAUGCACACCACCACCAAGAACAUCAAAGACUGCAAAGGCCACAGCAUGAGCAGCACCAAUGACGGUCCUUUGCAAAUAUGGAGAAUUGUUUGCUUAUAGCCUAGAAGCUACCAAGGUUUCGCUUUUCCACUUUGGUAAUGAAUGAAUCUAUCAUGAGCAGUGUUUUGUAAACUUCGAAUACAUAUGAAGAUAUGACUAUUUCUUGAACAGGACAUUUUUUCUCGUCCCAAAUGAAAGUGUAAAUUAAAGUGUUUCUUGUAUUGUUAAUGCUGAGACUUGCUAGACACUGAAAAAUUAAAUGCAUUUUUUUUAUCUCCAUGCUUCAUGGAA
Vigna unguiculata (cowpea) is the source of this 1944-nucleotide messenger RNA. RefSeq lists its product as uncharacterized. Lineage: Eukaryota; Viridiplantae; Streptophyta; Magnoliopsida; Fabales; Fabaceae. Gene Ontology annotation, molecular function: zinc ion binding. The record is from RefSeq and is a predicted model, not a curated record.